GCAAUCUAUAAGUAAUGCUGAUCUGGGUUGGAUACCAGUACGUACCACUAGAAAUUGCACAAAAAAGGCAAACCAUUUACAUAUGGUAUGUCAAAGAUUGCUUUAUACGUGCAUCUGGAAAAUAUUUUCAUGAUUUCGAAAAAAAAAACUUCAACAAAAUCAAAGCUAAAACAGUAUAAGAUAGAAUAGCUAAAAUGUCUUUAAAUGUAACAUAUUUGCAGGUGGAAGAUAUUCAAUAUUCUUCUGUCUUGUCACUUGCUAUAGUUGAAUUGGCAACAUAAAAGACAGGAUAAGUUGACGCUUUUGUCAUGUAUGUCUUCCCAAGUUCCAAAAGAAGAACUUGGAUUGCUACCGCUCUGGAGACAAACUAGAGGGGAUGAUAGAGCGUAUGCCGAGCAAAAAUACCUUGAAGACAUUAAAAUCGUUUAAAUAACAACUUAUUGAGCCAGACAGGAAAAAAUAAAGGAGCAAUUACGAUUCUUCGAAGCAAAAUAAAUUGCGAAAUUCUUACGUUUCACUGAAUAAUACACCAAGAAGCGCUUUUUGACCAAACGAUUCAGGCCGAAAUAGUUGAGUUUGGUAAUCAAGAUUGUUAAUAGCAUCUUGUCAAAAGCACUUAACCAUCGUCAGUUUAAAGAAUUCUUAAGCGAAAUGGAAACUCCAUAUUACGAUCUCCUUCACAAUAAAGUGUGAGAUGGCUUUCCAAAGGUGUUGAAACGUUUUGGUUUGUGCUUGAAUGAAUUAAAUACAUUCCUCAAUAAAACAAGAUAUUUAUCACCCUGAAUUAGAGAACAGCAAAAGGUUGCAAAAAUGUUAACUUUACAUAACAGCGAAAUUAAAUGAGCUGAAUGUUAAACCACAAAGAAAUGGAAACCCAGCCGAUGUUUGUAGAAGAUUUGGCUUCUUUUAAAAAAAAAUAUUAUUGCAGAAAGGCGUCUAUCAAGGGUAUCAUCUAGUGAAGCACUGAAGUUGAAGUCAUGGCAGAUGAAAAUCAGUUGAUCAUCUUAAACCGACUCGAAAAGAUAAAAGAAAUACGACUCAAGACUUUGUCUCUCGAGAAGCUGAGAUCUCGACUGAAACAAGAAAUAGAAAUCACAGAAACGGAAGAAAAAUGUCUUGAAGAAUAUAAACGAGAAAUGGAGCUUCUGUUACAAGAGAAGAUGGCCCAUGUGGAGGAACUUAGAUUGAUUCAUGCUGAUAUCAAUUUGAUGGAGACUACAAUCAAACAAGCAGAAGAAGAAAGAGCCAAAGCUUACGAAAAUGCAAAAAGACUUUUUGAAGAAUGUCAGCCACUUAAAGAGGAAGUUGAUAUUCUUCGUAUGAGGGCUGGCCUUGACAUUGUCUCUGAUGUUUCAGAAGAUACUGACAAAUUUAAAUCAGAUUUUUUUGAAAAGCCUCCAACUUCAGAGUGGAAUGCUGAGCCACCUGAGCCUCCCAUCCCUCAGACUCUUGCUGUGGCGGCUGCCGCUGCCCACCAAAUACAAGUUCCUAGGAACAAAAACGACAGACAGGCUUUCAGGCAACAGCCCCCACCCAUGAAGGCUUGCUUGUCAUGUCAUCAACAGAUCCAUCGCAAUGCUCCCAUAUGUCCUCUUUGUAAAGCCAAAAGUCGUUCGAGAAAUCCAAAGCGGCCCAAACGAAAACCAGAUGAAUAAAAAACGUAUUUAGAAAUCAUUUGUAACAUUCCAUCACUAAAAUUAUAGAUCAAGAGUUCUUAUGAUAGUGAAUAUCAAUGUAAAGACCAACUGAAGAUUUAGUUGUUGCCUGAGUUAAUUAUAGACAGUAAAUUAUAAAUUAUAAUUAGUUUAGGUUUCAAAGAAAAGGUGUUUAACUAAAGUAGAUAUUGAAUUUUUGGUAGCAAAAAUGCUAAAGGAAUAAUUUAUGUUGAAAACAAACCUAUGUUCUGAUAUCCACUUUUCUGGGAGUUUUGAAAUCAAAAAAACAUUUUGCUGGCUAAUCAGACUUCCUUCAGUAAUGGUAAGGAAAAAACGUAAUCUAGCCAUCAAUGUAAAGUUUCUAUUUUAAUAAUUGCUCAUGUCACUAUAAGUUAGAAAGUGAUAUCUGAUUGACUUAUAAAUGUAAAACAAAAGUUGUAUACCUUGUAAUCCAAUCUUUAAUGUUUGGGGAAAAAAAGCCAAAUUUUAAGCAUUAAAAUAUCAAAAAUACCUAAAUUCACAUUUUCGCCAUAAGUUUUUCCUGAAAGUAACUGUCACUUAAUAUUUCAGUGUACUUAAACAGAACUGAGUACUUAGCACUAUGAAAUGAUAACAUUUACUGGAUAAUACUUGUCUUGUUGCCUAGGGUGAUUAGCAAAAUAUUUAAAUAGCAUAAUUAGUCACAAACUCAAAAGCUAACAUCUAAUUCAUUUUUGUAAGUAUGCAUAACUGAAUAUGAUGAAUGUACUAGCAUUUAUAAUGUUUGACAUAGAAACCUCUUUAUGUGACUGUGGCAGGUCGGCAGUGCUAUUGUAUUUAGCUGUUUGUAUGUCCUAUUCUUUAUACGGUAAGGAUUGUUUACUUGAUGUUGAUUGAGGUGUUUGUUCUCUAGACUGAUCUUUUCAAACUUAUCAGAUCAGUAAACAAAUGUGCUAUUCAUGUCUUUGAUUCAAGUUGUGAUUCAAAGAAGACAGUAGAAAGUUGACCACUGUCCCAUGUUUGUAAAAACACCUCAUGUAGUUGUUUUACUGUAACAUUACCUCAGUAAUAUAUGUGGGUACAUUUUUUUUAUUAUACUGAUCUUUAUUAUCUGUCAGGAAAUUUGUCUUACAAUUGUGUUUGUAGAAAUGUUAGCAUGCCGUGAUUGUAGAAUUACAAUUCAAUGAGUUUCUGUAUCAUUUAGAAAAUCCAUUUUGUUAAAUAUUUCUAUACGUUCAUAUUUUUUUUUGUAGAAUGGAACUUUAUAGUGGUUUAUGUUGGUAGAACUGUGAAUCUCAUAAUGAUUUGUACUUUUCAUUGUAAUAUAUUCAUUUGGAUUGGCAUUUAUGCCUUAUAGAAAUAAACAAUAUAGCUGAA
Messenger RNA from Biomphalaria glabrata, 3011 nucleotides. Its product is annotated as zinc finger C4H2 domain-containing protein-like. The transcript is spliced from 6 exons. Lineage: Eukaryota; Metazoa; Mollusca; Gastropoda; Planorbidae. Gene Ontology annotation, biological process: positive regulation of neuron differentiation. Bases 978 to 1655 code for a protein of 225 amino acids. Gene Ontology annotation, cellular component: nucleus. The record is from RefSeq and is a predicted model, not a curated record.